AUGAGCGUCUCGCCCUUCCCGCCGAGCCAGUCGGCCAUCGAUCCGCAAUCACCUCCUCCGCGCGCGAGGCAGCCAUCCGCACACCACACGCCCACACAAAGCGGAGACGAGCCCUUCUCCUCCGCAGCUGCAUACAGGAAUCCCAUGUCGCCCGUGGCUUCGCCGCCCCCGCAGGUCACCUACGAGCGAGCCUCGGCUAUCCACAGCCCUCCGCCGGCGUCCAACUUGGUGAUCCAUGAUCCACAUGCAUCCGCUACGCCCUCGCCAGCGCCCAACGGUUCUGCCGCAGUAUCACCUGCUUUCCAGCGAGCAGGCGGCGACGGUCGUUCGGCCAAGUACUCGGCUGCGACCUCGAGCAAGCGCGAUGGCACGGCCUCCAUCUCCAAGUCGGCGCGUAGCAGUGCAACCUCGUGGCUGUACGGCGGCCCGGAUUCGUUCAUCCGCGUGCCUUCGCGCAUGGCUGCACUUUACAUCCUCGUCACCACCAUCGAGGCCAUCAUCGUCAUCACGCUCGUCGGCUACAUCUUUGGCAAGAUCGUGGCCGAGGUGGACAACUUUACGCAGAACCUCAAGACGGUCUCGGUGUACCUGGCCGUCUUCGUGUUUGGCUGCGUGUUCCAGGUGCUCAUCGCCUGGGAUGCGGUGCGUCUCAAGAACACGCUCCAGCUCAUCGGCGUGCUCAUCUUCAACAUUGCGCUCACCAUCACCGCCGCCAUCGAGAUUCGUCAGGUGCGCGACGCGCUCAACGCCCAGGACCAGAUCGCCGGCGGCUAUCCAUGCCCGGACGACCCCAAUCGUCUCUGCCGUGCACGCUCGCUCUUCCCGCAGGUGGAGACCUACCUGAUUGUCGUGACGGCCACGUGCUUCGUCGCCGAAUUCUUCAUGAUCUACCUCAGCUACAAGCUUUGGCGCGAGUUCGGCUGGAUCAUAUACCAGAAGAUCGGCGCGGACCUCAAGGUGCGCAACAUGUUCUUCUGGUACCAGCUCUUCAUCGUCUUUAUCAAGUUCACCUUCUUCUUUGGCGUCGGCUUCACCGUCAUCUAUCUCAUCCUGGUGGCCGAUACGACGGACUGGGAGUACGGCGUGACGAUCGCUGCGGUGCCCAUUGCCAUGGUUGCGCUCUUCGUCGCCGGAUUCUCGGUGCGACGAGAGUGGUCGAGUCUCAUGGUGGUCUCGCUGCUGCUCAUGAUCGUCGGACUCGUCUACUUUGUCUACAAGCUCACGCAGGUCUGGGUGCCUGCUACGCGCGACGAGUAUACCUACGUUCAUACCACCAUCACCUUCAUCUCUGGAUUCGCCAUCCUUACGCUCGGUCUCACGCUGAUCAACGGAUUCAUCUGCCUGCUCAAUUUCCACAAGGGGCUCAAGCCGGCGCACGAUGCGAUCGGUACCUUUGGCGGCGUCCACCGCCCGCGCGCGCGCAACGAGAACGAGGGCGGCGACGUGCUGGACAUUGAGCGCGAUGUCGAGCCCAAGGAGCACUCGAACGGCUCUACGCCUGCUCCUAUGCACCGCGCCAGUGUGGUCUCGGGCGGCGUUGUGGAUCCGCGCCGGGCUAGCGGGAUGGUGCACAGCCCUGUCUACAGCAACGGCGCCCACGAAACACCAUUCUUCUCUCCGGCUAUGAAUGCGUACACUGCUCCGCCCACCGCAGCUACGCUCGGCAAUGCACCCGUCCUAGCACCCCAACCUGUACAAGCUGCAGUUUAUGACCCUGGCUUUGCUCCAGCUCCAGCGAUGCACGCCCAACCUGCGCCCACAUCGCAGCAAUUCCUCGACGCCCACGCCCCACGUCCCUCGGCAACACGCAUCUCGCUCGAUUGA
Moesziomyces antarcticus is the source of this 1824-nucleotide messenger RNA. RefSeq lists its product as uncharacterized. Gene Ontology annotation, cellular component: Golgi apparatus. The transcript has a single exon. The record is from RefSeq and is a predicted model, not a curated record. Bases 1 to 1824 code for a protein of 607 amino acids. NCBI's taxonomy places the organism in Eukaryota, Fungi, Basidiomycota, Ustilaginomycetes, Ustilaginales, Ustilaginaceae.